AUGGCAACAAACAAGGAAACGACUCCUCCUUGGAAAACAACGGUUAUAGUCAGCACAUCUCUCCAGAAACAUGACAUUAACAGGAUGCUCAGCGCGCAACAGCACCGACUCAGAUUCUCAGACAGUGUUGAGUCCGGAGCCUUUAUCUUUCCUUUGUCAGGAACUGCAUUUCUGUUGGUUGACCCUCAAGACCUCCCAGAGCGUUUUGAGGAAUCAGGACUCAUGGAGAGGAUAAAGAAGUUUGUGCAAGUACACCGCAACAGCUUCCUACUUCUAUAUGCGCCAUUUAUUGGAAAAAGGGAAUUGGAAAUUUUGUCAGCGAUUCAGUGCAGGUUUUUGGGCAGCAAUCUCAAGAUUCUGCCUGUACGAAACAAUGCUGAGAUAGUCAAAGGAAUGUUAACGAUUGCCAAGGCCACCAGUAAGCCCCAUGCAGUCACUAUUCACGACCGGAUGUCUCUGGCUCAGGCUCACAUCGUUGAAAGCAGUCCUGUGUGGGAGAUGCUAAGAGACAUACUAUGAAGUUCAGCAGGUGAUCCAGCAUGUUCUCU
Molecule: messenger RNA, 548 nt
Organism: Seriola dumerili (greater amberjack)
Lineage: Eukaryota; Metazoa; Chordata; Actinopteri; Carangiformes; Carangidae
Gene: cunh1orf146
Product: chromosome unknown C1orf146 homolog
Exons: 5
Coding region: 1-519 (172 amino acids)
Biological process (GO): synaptonemal complex assembly; reciprocal meiotic recombination
Cellular component (GO): chromosome
Source: RefSeq, a predicted model, not a curated record